AUGUGCGUUACCGAGAUCUGGAGUUAUCGCGAAUGCGGAUGUUUCUACAAUCACAAGAUCCUGUGCCGGACUUACCGAAGAGAGCAGACACUGUGCUUUGCGCAAAACAUACAAUAUCCUGUGGACAAAUGGCUGAACGAGAUGGCAGUGGCCCCAGACACCUCUCCCCAGCUGUUUAGACCACGAGCAAUCCUCGUUGAGCCGGGAGACUGCCCGAACCACCGCGUGGUCGAGAAAUCAUUCCUCAAUCAGAUCUGCGAGGACUGCUUACUAGCAGAACUCGAGGGCCUGCCGUCCAGCCUCGACAUCAGUGCCACUGCCCAGGAUUUCCCUACCGCCAACUCAGACAACGGAGAAGGACUGAUUUGGGACAGCGAGGUGAGGAUCGAGAUUGAGGAUCCCGAUUCCGAGUUCUCAGCAAACCCAAGCGUGCCAGAGGCGGCAGUACGAAGCCAAGAAACACCGGAUGAGGACUGGAGGAUUCUGGAAAGCCACGUCGAGAUCAUCAUCGAGGACGAGCAUCACACCAUAGUCGCCAAAAGCGCGGCUUCUCCAGAGAUGGUAGCACAUCAACGAAGCGGUCGAUCACAGCCCUCGUUGACGGAGAAUUCCCAAUCAAACAGCCACCAUGGUGACCUUUACCAAACCAAUUCUGGAACUUCCGAAAGCAAGAGAUACGGGCGUGCCUUUCAAAAAAUCAAUGUUGCCAGCUUCGAAGAUGCGGAUACUGAUAGUGGAAUCGACCUUCAGUGCUUCCAUGGCGAUCCCCAAGCACUAUCUCGGGGAAGGGCUUUGAUGUGUUCGAAUCCACACAAAGGCGAGGUGCGCGAGGCCGAUGCUGAUAGCACUCCAGUGCCAGCCAAAGCAAAAAUUGGUGCCAAGGGCCUAUCCAAGCUCCAAAGCCUCGCGAGUCUCUCGAUGUCCUUGCGCGUGGCCCCGAGGUCACUGAUGGCCGUCUCAGACCACUGUGGUGACAUACGAACGGUUUCAGAAUGCUCGUCAAGCUCUAUGGGAUCUAGCUCAAAGAAUCCUUUCCGCUGGAAAGGGUCACCUCGGAUAGGAGAAACGAGUGGAUCCAUGUUUUGUGGGUUCGAGCAACUGUCCAGCAACAUCGACGGCAAUAUUCUCAAUCCUGAAGCGCAGGAUGCACCGGCCGUUCCGCUGCGGAACUCGAGUUUGAAGAGUUUCGCCCACUAUCUUAUGGAAUGUCCCACUCGGACGAAAGCCAUGAUGCAGCCACGAGCAGGCAGCUACCUAAGGAGUCUUACCCACAGUCCGACUUUCUCCUGGUUGCGCAAACACGCUGAGUCUAGUGAAGAGACAGAUUCAAGUACCCGGGUAUCAGGUUCGCGUUCUGAAACCACCUUUGAGUCUGCUUCUUGGGCUAGCAGCCUCAAAACUAAUAGUGCGGGAGGUCUGGAGGGUGAGAAAGCAUCGAUGAUACCAAGCAUCCCAAAAUCGUCUACCAUGAAUACCAUGCGAGCAAUCAUUGAAGGCUGUAUUGAUCGAGAUGUUGGGCUUGAUGACCAAGACGAGGCAGUCCCUCAACAGCCACUGCUACGCAAGUAG
Molecule: messenger RNA, 1569 nt
Organism: Fonsecaea multimorphosa CBS 102226
Lineage: Eukaryota; Fungi; Ascomycota; Eurotiomycetes; Chaetothyriales; Herpotrichiellaceae
Exons: 1
Coding region: 1-1569 (522 amino acids)
Source: RefSeq, a predicted model, not a curated record